Molecule: messenger RNA, 2866 nt
Organism: Prunus persica (peach)
Lineage: Eukaryota; Viridiplantae; Streptophyta; Magnoliopsida; Rosales; Rosaceae
Product: putative pentatricopeptide repeat-containing protein At1g12700, mitochondrial
Exons: 4
Coding region: 216-2045 (609 amino acids)
Molecular function (GO): protein binding
Source: RefSeq, a predicted model, not a curated record
UGACCAAAAUUUGAAGGAUAUGGUGCCAUUGAAAGGGACCCGAAAGCGGAUGGUUCAAUUCUAAAGCCAUGGAGGAGGCUGUUCUGUGCACACUCCAACAAGUAGAAGAUGUCAAAAAGCGUGUUUGAAUGAAGUUCGUCUGUAAUUUUAGUGUGUUUAAAUAAAGGCUAGUUUUGCACAUUUUCUUACUCAGUGUCAGUGCUAUUAUUCGAGAGAUGCUGAGGAUGAUGAUGCGGAAUAUAGCUGCUUCUUCUUCUUCUUAUUGCAGCAGCAGGAGAUGGAGAGGUAUGCCUUGUCUUCACUCUAACUCCACUGUUGUUUUCGCCAACGAUUACUUUGCUUUCCUUCACUGUCAACCUUCUAAAUCAAUCAAAUCUACAAGAACCCAACUAGAGCAGCCAGUGAGAAACUCACCCAAAAUCACAACUGUUGAGGAUGCUUUCAAUGUGUUUGAUAGAAUGCUUCAAAUGCGUCCUCCGCCUUCAGUUGUUCGUUUCAAUCAAAUAUUGGGUCAAGUUGCGAAAUUGAAACAUUAUUCGGCCGUCAUCUCCUUGUAUUACCAAAUGGAUGUGUCGGGAAUUGGACCUGAUGUUUAUACUCUAAACAUUCUCAUAAAUUGUUGUUGUCAUCUAAACAAAAUGGGGUUUAGUUUAUCUGUAUUGGGAAAAUUCUUCAAAGUUGGUCUUGAACCAAAUGUCAUUACUUUCAACAUUCUGUUCAACGGCUUUCUUCUUGAGAAUAGCGAGGCGGAGGCGGCAGGAAUUUUCAACAAAAUGAUUGCGGGAGGUAAUUGUCAGCCUAGUGUGAUUACUUAUGGCACACUAGUAAAGGGCUUUUGCAUGAAAGGUAACAAUAGUGCUGCCAUUCAGUUGCUUAGGAAGAUGGAGGAAGGAGCUUGCAAGCCUGACCUAGUUGUCUAUAACACAAUCAUCGACAGUCUUUGUAAGGAUACACUAGUUGAUGAUGCAUUAAACCUCUUCUCUGAAAUGAUGUGCAAGGGUUUUGCCCCAAAUGUCAUUACCUAUACAUCCUUGAUUCAUGGAGUUUGCAAAUUAGGCGAGUGGAAAGAAGCUACAAGGUUGUUGAAUGAAAUGGUGAGUAAAAAUAUCUUUCCAAAUGUGUUCACAUUCAGCGUCUUGGUAGACACAAUUUGUAAGGAGGGGAUGGUCGUGGAAGCAGAAGGUGUGGUUGAAAUGAUGAUUCAAAGAGGUAUUGAACCUGAUACGGUUACAUACAGUUCACUCAUGGAUGGUUACUGUUUGCGAGGAGAAAUGGACAAGGCACAACAAGUUUUCGAGCUAAUGCUUAGCAAGGGCUCGAUGGUUAAUGUUGUUAGUUACAACACAUUGAUAAAUGGAUAUUGUAAGCAUAAAAAAAUAGAUGAGGCCAUGAUGCUUUUUCUGGAUAUGUCUCAUAAGGGACUGGUUCCAAAUACCAUUACUUAUAACACUCUUCUGCACGGCUUUUGCAAAACAGGCAGAAUACAGGACGCACAAAAGUUGUUCUACGAGAUGCAAGCUUGUGGCCAACUUCCAGAUGUUCAAACUUAUUAUAUUUUACUGGAUGGCCUGUGUGAAAACCGACAACUUUCUAGGGCAAUGCAAUUGUUUGGAGAGAUGGAAGCGAAGAAGUUGGAUAUUGAUAUUGUGAUUUACAGUAUUCUUAUUAAAGGUUUGUGCAUAGCUGGAAAACUUGAAUCUGCAAGGGAUCUCUUUUGUGGUUUAUCAUCAAAAGGACUUCAACCUAGUGUCUGGACAUACAAUAUAAUGAUUAAUGGACUCUGUAUCGGGGGCCUAACAAGUGAAGCGGAAAAGUUGCUGGUUGAAAUGGAAGGGAAAGGCUGUUCUCCAGAUGGUUGCACAUAUAACACAAUUAUCAGAGGGCUUAUCAGUAACAAAGAGACAUCAAGGGCGAUGGUACUUAUUCAACAAAUGGUGGAGAAGGGUUUAUCUGCAGAUGCAUCAACAAUGGAGUUGAUAGUUCAAUUACUGUCGAAAGAUGAAGUGGAUCCUGCUUUGUUGCCGUUGAUCAAAGAAUCACUGUGAAAUUAAUUUGCAUCUGUGGACAAUGAACUGGUGCAUCUUUGACGACCAUAAAGGCAUUACAGUGGUCGUGGGUAUGGCAGGAGGUGAAAAUGCCUUCUCACGUGUAUCCGGAAUUUCUGGUCCAGGUGAGUUGUUUCCCAAUAAAUCUAUAUAUUGCAAUGACAUGCAUCCUGGCAAUUCAAUAAUGAGGGGGAAGUGAGGGGGAUAGACACCACUAACACUGACACUGAGACUGGAGUUGGAAGAGGUUCAUCAAGCUGGCAAAGUCCCCCAUAUCAUCACUUCUGACCUUCCCUUAUAACAUAACAUCAUCUGGAAUCACAUUGCUUAAUGAUGAUGGAAUAGAACUGACAGGACCAGAGAUAAACUCAAUUCAUUGUCAAGGACACAGUGACAUAAUUAAUUUUGAUGGGGAAAGAUUUCAGUGAUCAAUCAGAAGGAAAGCUGCACAAAUUUGCAGGCAUGUGCAAGAAAUUUAAAUGUCAUGGCAUUAGUGAUUGUUUUGGAUUGUCUGUCACCUUGUAUAUAGAAAGAUAGAUAUUCCUCAGAGUUAUAACCUCAUAAGCAGCAUGGCUUCCCCGCGCACUAAGCUAACUGUGAAGGAAAGAUAAACCAAGAUUUAGAACUUGCCGAUGGCCCUUUUUGUUUUAUCUUCUACUUUUGUAUCCUUCUAGCUUCUUUCAUGAACAGGGUUUAAAAUUAGGCAGAUGAGAAUGUUGGUCGGCUUAUUUCUUGUGUAUUGGCCUGUACAUAACAAAGGCUUUGAUGAUCUAAAUGCUUUCUAGUAAUUCAAGUUUGUUGUUCCAUUAUGUACUCUUUAA